UUGUUGUGGGUCCCAUUCUCGAAAUUGAAGGCAAUAACUCCGCUCUCAGCUCUCAACAACACAGACACUCACACUCUCUCUUCACUCUUCACUCUUCACUCUUCAUUCUCUCUCUCUCUCUUUAGCUCAACGUUCUUCAUUUUUUCAUUCCAUGGAGCUUGACGGUGGUGGAAGAGCUGAGAUUGAUACAUCGGCGCCUUUUGAAUCCGUCAAGGAAGCUGUUUCUCGAUUUGGUGGCCUUGGUUACUGGAAACCUAUUCCCAAUAAUUCCCACAUUCUACUUCAGCGCCAAAAUGAAGAGCUUGACCCUGGAAAACUGGAAGAGCAAGCAGCAGUUAUGGAGAAAGAACUAAUAGUAAAAGAAAGGGAAACACUUGAAGUCUUGAAAGAACUCGAAAGUACCAAAAAGCUUGUAGAAAACUUGAAAUCAAAGCUUCAGAAUGAAGAAUCCGAAGCGAAUUUGAGGCUUCAGAUGAGUGUCUGCGAUAACGUAUCUUCUGUCAAGGACAUAGAAGAGGAUAAGGAAAACCGAGCCAAUCUUGUUCUUCAGCUUUCAAAUGAAGGUUGUAUUUCAUCGUCUCCGGGUUCAAUAUUAAUGGAACUGAAACAGGCGAAACUGAACCUGAACAGGACUACAAAUGAUAUCGCCGAUGUGCGAGUUGCUGUGGAAUUGCUUAACAAGAAAUUAGAGAAGGAAAGGAUCUCCCUAGAGAAAACCCGUGAGAGGCUAACUCAGAAUUCUUCAAAAAUAUCUUCACUUGAGGAAGAGCUGAACCAAACUAGAAUUAAACUACAAGUUGCGAAAGAUGCUGAAAUUAAGGGCAGUUUAGAUGAUCCUUCCGAUAUCACAAAAGAGCUACAGAGAUUGAGUUCUGAGGCUGAUCAUUUCAAGAAAAUGGGAGAAGCAGCGAGAUCAGAAGUCAUGAGAGCAAUGUCUGAGAUUGAGCAGACCAAGGCUAUGAUAAGAACUGCCGAGAUCAGGUUGGUUGCUGCCAGGAAAAUGAAGGAAGCAGCUAUAGCAGCCGAAGAUGCCGCACUCGCAGAAAUCAAAGCCUUAUCACAUGGUAGUUCACCCGGAGAUUGUGAGCAAAAGCAUGAUGGGAUUACUCUUUCCUUUGAGGAGUACACUGCCCUUACAGCCAAAGCUCGAGAUGCCGAGGAGCAUUCCAAGAAGAGAAUCGUUGAUGCUAUGCUUCUAGUUGACGAAGCAAACUUAUCGAAAAUGGACAUCUUGAAAAGGGUAGAGGAGGCAACAGAAGAAGUUAAAACCAGCAAGAAGGCCUUAGAAGAAGCUUUGGAGAGGGUAGAAGCUGCAAAUAGAGGAAAGCUAGAAGUUGAAGAGGCUCUAAGGAAGUGGCGGUCUGACGGUCACAAAAGGCGUUCUUCUAUACACAACUCUGCCAAAUUCAAGAAUUCAUACCCAUCUCACCUCCGUCGAGAUUCGCGAUUGCUCGAUGUGAAUGGGCUAGAUCUGGAAAACAAUGAAGUGAAUCCUGUUCUAAACCCAACCCUAUCCAUAGGACAGAUAUUGAGCCGGAAGUUAAUGGUGCCAGAUGAUUUUGAGGCCAGGAGAAGCUCAGCCGAAGCAAGGAGAAGCUCGGCAAAACGGAAGGUGUCGCUUGGUCAGAUGCUCGGCAAACAUAGUUAUUAUGACCCAGAUCAACCUUUUGACAGGCAAGUUGAGAAAGAGAAUGGUCAUCAUCCACAGUUCUCUUCUGCAAAGAGAAAGAAAUUUGGGUUUGCUAGAUUCUCUCUUCUUUUGACAAAGCAACAAAAAAAAAAGAAGCCAAUGCUGAACUUGAGGUGAAUCAAUAUCAUUUGGUGGCAGUCUCUUCGUUUCCAAGACAAAGAAAAAUAUGAGAAAUGUACUUGGUCUUUCAAUUACUGUUUGUUGUUUUUUUAAUCCUUGAUUGGUUUGAAAUCCUUGCUAUGUAUACUACUAACUAGUGUUUUCUUUCUUACCCUUGGCUUGCUAUGUAUGCUACUUGUAGAGAUUAUUUGUAUGAAUUCUUUAACUGUUGUAAGCUGGUGUUAUAUAGUUUCCAUGUUCCUAAAGAACAGUCUUUUCUU
This is a messenger RNA of Arachis stenosperma, 2070 nucleotides long. RefSeq names its product WEB family protein At2g38370-like. NCBI's taxonomy places the organism in Eukaryota, Viridiplantae, Streptophyta, Magnoliopsida, Fabales, Fabaceae. Bases 152 to 1807 code for a protein of 551 amino acids. The transcript is spliced from 2 exons. The record is from RefSeq and is a predicted model, not a curated record.